Molecule: messenger RNA, 816 nt
Organism: Ramularia collo-cygni
Lineage: Eukaryota; Fungi; Ascomycota; Dothideomycetes; Mycosphaerellales; Mycosphaerellaceae
Product: related to Y.lipolytica GPR1 protein and Fun34p
Exons: 2
Coding region: 1-816 (271 amino acids)
Cellular component (GO): plasma membrane
Molecular function (GO): acetate transmembrane transporter activity
Source: RefSeq, a predicted model, not a curated record
AUGCCGCACGACAAUCGCAUAGAGCAGCUCGAAGCUUUGAAGAAUAUCGAAACCAAUGCCGACUUUUAUGAGAAGCUUGCGGCCGGCAGCAUUGCUGUCGGUCCCUCACCCAACUCGUCUCUAAGCAAUGGCAAUGGCAGUGUGUCACAACAGCCAUACUAUAUCCCUGUGCCUAUCACGAUAAAAUCGCAGCUUGGAAGCCCCACCGCUCUCGCAAUUGGUGCAUUCUCAACGACCCUUUCGACCCUCGGAAUGGCGCUCAUGGGUUUUCGCGAUGUGGGCAUUACGAACGCAUUCGUUGGCAACUUCUUCGGAGUGGCAGGAAUCGGGAUGGUAAUCUCUGCAAACUGGGAAAUAGUUCUGGGUAACACAUAUGCCUACACCGUGCUUUCAGCUUUUGGAUUCUUUUACCUCGGUUUUGGUGUCAUCUUGACACCCUACUUUGGUGUUGCGGAGGCCUAUGGUGGCUCGGAUACCGUGGGAUACAACAACGCUCUCGGCUUCUUCGUCCUAAUGUGGUCCGUCUGGAAUUUCUUCUUCCUCAUUGGAUCGCUGCCUCUUAACCUUGUGUACAUUGGUAUCUUCGCCACUGUUCAGGCCGCAUUUACGCUCGUUUCAGCUGGGUAUUUCGUCGCUGCAGAUGGAAACGCAGAUCUAGCCAAAGCAAUCAACACUGCCGGUGGCGCAUUUGCAUUCGCAUCAGGGAUGCUAGGCUACUAUACUGUGGCGAACUUGAUGUGUCAAGAGGCUCUCAACUUUUCUUUCCCAAUGGGAGACACGAGCCGCUUCUUCCGGCGUAAGCAGAAGAAUCUCUGA